AUGGCUAAAUCUACAACCAAGGUAGCGAAGCCUUCCAAGGCCGAGUCCAAGGCUGUGAAGAGCAACGGCACCACCAAGGCCUCCAAGGCCAAGGACUCUGCUAAGUCUUCUGACAAGACCAUCGAGAAAAAGAAGAAGAAGGUCGUCGAGCCUGAGUCUUCUGACUCUGACUCCGAGUCCGACAGCGAGUCCGAGGCCAGCGCCUCUGACUCUGACGCCUCUGAGGAGGAGGCUCCCAAGAAGCCCGUCGCCAACGGCAAGAAGGUCAAGGCUGCUGAGAAGUCCGAGUCUGAUGAGGAUUCGGACUCUGACUCUGACGAGUCCGAGGAUGAGAAGCCUGCUGCCAAGGCCAACGGCAAGAAGGCCGCUGCUGAAGAUUCUGACGACUCUGAUGACAGCGACGACUCUGACUCUGAUAAUGAGGAUGAGAAGGCUGCCCCCAAGGCCGCCAGUGCCAAGAAGGAUGAUUCGGACUCGGAUUCUGACGAUAGUGACGACUCUGACUCCGAGGAGGAGGAGAAGACUGAGGCUGCUCCCUCCAAGAAGCGCAAGGCUGAGGACGAGAUUGACGAGGCCCCCAAGAAGGCCAAGUCUGAUGACGCGCCCAUGACCCUCUUCGCUGGCUCCCUUAGCUGGGGUGUCGACGACAAUGCUCUGUACGAGGCUUUCAAGUCCUUCGGCAACAUUGUGAGCGCCCGUGUCGUUACCGACAAGAACACUGGCCGCAGCCGUGGCUUCGGCUACGUCGACUUCGGUGACUCCGAGUCGGCUACCAAGGCCUACGAGGCCAUGCAGGGCCAGGAGAUUGAUGGCCGUGCCCUGAAUCUCGACUACGCCAACGCCAAGCCUACUGAGGGCAAGCCUCAGGACCGCGCCGCCGACCGUGCCAAGCGCCACGGCGACACCCUCAGCGCUGAGAGCGAUACUCUCUUCGUUGGUAACCUGCCCUUUGAUACUGAGCAGGAUACUGUUCGCCAGUUCUUCAGCGAGGUUGCCGAGGUUGCCAGCGUUCGUCUGCCUACCGACCCUGAUUCCGGUAACCUGAAGGGCUUCGGCUAUGUUACCUUCAACUCGAUUGAGGACGCCAAGUCUGCUCUUGACGCCAAGAACGGCGCUUCCAUUGGCAACGGCAGAAAUUCGCGUGCUGUCCGUCUUGACUUUGCUGGCAGCCGUCCUCCUCAGAACGGUGGUGGUGACCGCCGUGGUGGCUUCGGUGGUGGACGUGGCGGCGGCCGCGGUGGCCGAGGCGGUGGCCGUGGUGGUCCUCGUGGUGGUGGUCGCGGCGGCUUCGGCGGUCGUGGUGGUGGUCGUGGCGGCUUCUCUGGCACCAAGACCUCUUUUGACUAA
This is a messenger RNA of Beauveria bassiana ARSEF 2860, 1347 nucleotides long. Its product is annotated as cutinase negative acting protein. NCBI's taxonomy places the organism in Eukaryota, Fungi, Ascomycota, Sordariomycetes, Hypocreales, Cordycipitaceae. The record is from RefSeq and is a predicted model, not a curated record. Gene Ontology annotation, molecular function: RNA binding. Bases 1 to 1347 code for a protein of 448 amino acids. The transcript is spliced from 3 exons.